AUGAAGAAAACGGAAAACACGUCUCUUAUAUGGGGACGAGAAGGAACAUCUCUUAAAUGGCCACGUCAACUCAUCUCCUUCUCCUCUUCCUCAUCACCACCAUCUCAUUCCUCACUUCCACCGCUUAUCCUCCGUCACAGACGCCGCAAGAUCACCUCCAAGCCGGCAGAAUCAUUGAAGCGAUGA
Messenger RNA from Eruca vesicaria subsp. sativa (arugula), 186 nucleotides. Lineage: Eukaryota; Viridiplantae; Streptophyta; Magnoliopsida; Brassicales; Brassicaceae. The record is from the annotation of a GenBank genome assembly.